CAUUCAACAGCAGUUCUCAACAGUUGGCAACUCCGCCAUAGGCUUUCACCCAUGAAGGGAAAGGGCGGCAUGCCAAGGAUGUAUGGCCCGGUGGAGAACCGGGUCUAUGUGAGCAAUUUGCCCUGGAACAUUGCAUGGCAGGAGUUGAAGGAUCACAUGAAAACCGUCGGGGACGUGGUCUACGCUGAUCUUUUCACCGAGGCCGGACGCUCUCGUGGCUGUGCUUUGGUUUCCUUUAGAUCUCCAGAGGACGCACAACGAGCAGUGAUGGAGCUCCAUGACACAGACCUCGGAGGAAGGAAGAUCAUCGUUCGCGAGGAUCGCGUGGAUCAAUCCACUCCAUCAAAGGAGUGUCGGGUCUAUGUUGGCAACCUAUCUUGGCAAGCUACGUGGAGAGAUCUCAAAGACCAUUGUCGGGCUGUCGGGGAGGUGAGGAGAGCAGAUGUCGCCGGGGAUCUUGAUGGCAAUCCUAAAGGUUACGGCAUUGUGGAGUUCGCCAGCCCUGAGGAGGCACAGGCUGCCGUGGAACAGCUCACAGGCACUGAUCUCUUAGGACGAGAGAUUUUUGUGCGAGAAGAUCGCGAGCACUCUCGCGCGACACUCUCGUGGGACACUCUUGUGGGAAACUCUUGUGGGGUGCUUCGCGACACUCUUGCGUGGCGCUCUUGCAGGAGAGUCACUUGCGCCACCAAGGCUUCGAGAGGCGCAUCCAGCUACGGCGGCUAUGGUUAUAACGAGCAAGGACCCUACACAAAGGUCUUCGUUGGAAAUUUGCCGUACUCUGUGACAUGGCAGCAGUUGAAGGACGAGAUGCGACAAGUGGGUGAGGUGCAACACGUCGAGCUCUUCACCGAGAACGCCGAGCCACACGGCCGCUCCAAGGGCUGUGCAGUCGUGGAGUUUGCGACCUUUGGUGCAGCCAAACGGGCUGUACAGUACUUGCACGACACGAUGCUACAAGGCCGGUAUAUGUACGUGAGAGAGUACUACGAGGGUGCACGGAGAGAAGGUUGGGAUGCCGGAAGACAGUUCCCCAAGUUUCGAGUUAAGGCGACAGAGGCUCAAUAAUGCCGUCUGGCCAAGUGGAAAGAUGAGCAGCACUGGCAUAGCACUUGCAUAUUGUUGCUCGUUUCGUCCAAGAUGGGCUUCGCA
Molecule: messenger RNA, 1152 nt
Organism: Durusdinium trenchii
Lineage: Eukaryota; Dinophyceae; Suessiales; Symbiodiniaceae
Source: the annotation of a GenBank genome assembly